Messenger RNA from Drosophila montana, 1983 nucleotides. It is a transcript of the gene Cyp311a1, whose product is annotated as probable cytochrome P450 311a1. Lineage: Eukaryota; Metazoa; Arthropoda; Insecta; Diptera; Drosophilidae. Bases 74 to 1552 code for a protein of 492 amino acids. Gene Ontology annotation, molecular function: iron ion binding; oxidoreductase activity, acting on paired donors, with incorporation or reduction of molecular oxygen; heme binding. The record is from RefSeq and is a predicted model, not a curated record. The transcript is spliced from 4 exons.
CUCAUCGAAUCCAAUUGGAAAUCCAAUUGCGCGGGCAUUCAAUCAAUUGGAUUUCAAUGCUUGUCACGCACAGAUGGCGCUUUUGUCGUUGCUGCUCGGCCUGGGACUGUGCCUGUGCCUGUUGCUGUGCCUGUUGCUGUGGCGCAUGCGACAGCUGCUGCAGCUGGGGAGCAGCCUGCCCGGGCCGUGGGCCCUGCCCGGCUUGGGCAAUGCCCAAAUGAUUGGCAAGCUGAAGCCAGAGUUCAUCUUUCUGGUGUUUACAGAGCUGCGCGAACGCUUUGGCGCCACCUACCGCCUCUGGGUGGGCCCCCAGCUGUGGGUCUUUCUGCACAGCCCCGAGGAGACGCGCCAGGCGCUCCACGAUCCCACGCUGCGCAAGGCGGCCACAUUCCAACAGCUCUCGCCGCUCAUUGGCAACGGCCUGCUGAUCAGCCAUGGCCCCGAAUGGGCCGCACAGCGGCGCCUCCUCACGCCGGCCCUUCAGCCACAGCUGCUGCGCAGCUUUGCUCCAAAGGUGGCGGCGCAUGCGGAUCGCCUGCUCGAGAGACUGCAGCGGACAGGCGGCGCUGCCAUCGAGGUGACGGAUCAUCUGUUUGCCUGCCUGCUGGAUGCGAUUGUCGACACCUCAAUGGGACAUCGGCUGGAUACGCAGCUGGUGGAGCACUCGCAGAUUGUGGCGGCCUUUCAUCGCAGCGGCGAGCUGCUGUUCAAGCGAAUGAUCAAUCCUCUGCUGUCCUCCGACUUUGUGUUCAGGCGCACGCGUCUUUGGCGCGAGCUGUGCGUCCAGCUGCAGCUGAUACACGAGCUCAUGGAGCGGGUCAUCCAGCAGCGCGAGAGACAGCUACGUGGGGAGCAGCUGGCGGAGCCGCAGGCCAAGCCACGCAUCCUGCUGGAUGCCAUGUUGCUGGCGGGGCUGAGUCGUCGCCAGAUACGCGACGAGGUCAACACGUUUGUCUUUGCGGGCGUGGACACCACAACGGCAGCCAUGGGCUUUGUGCUGUACGCGCUGGCCAAGCAGCCGUCGGCACAGGAGCGUCUGCACGCGGAACUGUCAGAGCUGCCGCCCGGCGGCGCAGCGGAUCUGGAUGCGCUCCAUAAGCUAUGCUAUCUGGACGCGGUGCUCAAGGAGGUGCUGCGCAUGUACACCAUAGUGCCCAGCACGGGGCGCCAGACAACCAAGGCGACAACAAUUGGAGGGCGUCGCUACUGCGCCGGCGUCACGCUCUGGAUCAAUAUGUACGGCCUGGCCCAUGAUGCACGCUACUUUCCGGAGCCCUACGAGUUCCGGCCAGAGCGCUGGCUGCCGGCGCACACGGAGUCGGAAGCGGCGGCAUCUCCCUACAGCUAUAUACCGUAUUCGGGUGGCCCGCAUGUCUGCAUUGGACGCAGGUACUCGCUGCUGCUGAUGAAGCUGCUCACCGCUCGCAUUGUCGAGCGUUUCCGCUUGGAGCUAGCCGAGCCGCAGGCGCCGCUGGUCCUGCAGGCCCAAAUGGUGUUGCGCUCCCGAGAUGGCAUAAACGUUAAGUUUUUGCCACGCUCCGAGUCCGAGUGAUCUAGGGAAGAGUGCCCGACUACGAGCUACCCUGUAGCCUGCACCCUGUAGCCUUAUACGCCGCAAACUGAAAAUGUUUUCGCUUACCUUCAAUUUAGCACUAUGAAAAUAUGUUUUUAAAUCAAUUCCGUAGUUUCUAUCGAAUCAUUCAUCAAAAUUGUCAACCCACAUAGAUGGCAUUCAAAUAUUAUUAUCGAUAUUUAUCGAUCUACUAUUGAAAAUCAUUCAAAAUGAAAAGUCUGUUCUUAUAUAUUUUCGAAAAGCGUUUACUUCUUUUAUUAAAAUUCCAUUCAAUUCAAUUAAACCGAACAACGCCGGGUAAUUUGUUAUCAAUAUCUAACGCCCGCUAGUAAAGAAUCUUAAAUUGAUGUACAUUGUAGGGUUUUCUAGGCGACCGGAAAGAGUCAAAUACUAAACAAAUAUAUAUAGCA